This is a messenger RNA of Teleopsis dalmanni, 1114 nucleotides long. RefSeq names its product cytochrome c oxidase assembly protein COX11, mitochondrial (gene Cox11). Lineage: Eukaryota; Metazoa; Arthropoda; Insecta; Diptera; Diopsidae. The transcript is spliced from 3 exons. Gene Ontology annotation, cellular component: mitochondrial inner membrane. Bases 226 to 930 code for a protein of 234 amino acids. The record is from RefSeq and is a predicted model, not a curated record. Gene Ontology annotation, molecular function: copper ion binding.
CUAAGCAACCAUUUCAAGCAUAAAUUUUGUAAUACAGUGAACAUACCCAAUAACCAAUCAGUUUCAAAUUGUUUCACCAGCUGAUACAAAUGAAACAGCUGAUUCGCUACUUUGGAAACAAUGUUUGUGUAACAAAUAUGGUCAAGUACCUUCAGUUUGAAGCUAAUGUAUUAUAUCUAUUUUUAAUGAAUUAAUUGGUAUUUAAAAAAAAAUUGGUGACUAAAAAUGUUUCGAUGCAUGCACAAAAUUUUAACACAAAAUAAUAAAUUAAACACGCAACAUUUCAUCCACCGGUCUUUUUCCAAUUUCAACGGUCGAAAUUCACACAAUACAGAGAGCGCCGCACGACAAAAGAAACUUCGUUCCACGUUAUACUAUGUGACGGCAGGCGGAGUUCUUGUAGCAGGUUUAAGUUACGCAGCUGUGCCUCUUUACAGAAUGUUUUGUCAGGCAUACAGCUAUGGUGGUAUAACAUCACAAGGACAUGAUGCAGACAAAGUAGAGCAUAUGCAAAAAAUAAACGACAGAAUUUUAAAAGUAAGAUUCAAUGCAGAUAUAGCCGCAUCAAUGCGUUGGAAUUUCAAACCUCAGCAAUACGAAAUCAAAGUUGCGCCCGGCGAAACAGCUUUAGUGUUUUAUAGCGCUAAAAAUCCUACAGACCAACCAGUAACUGGAAUAAGCACGUACAAUGUAAUACCAUUUGAGGCUGGUGCCUAUUUUAAUAAAAUACAGUGUUUCUGCUUUGAGGAGCAACAAUUAAAUCCACACGAAGAGGUUGACAUGCCAGUGUUUUUUUAUAUAGAUCCUGAAUUCACAAAGGAUCCCAAAAUGGAAUUUGUAGACACAAUAACUUUAUCAUACACAUUCUUUGAGGCAAAAGAAGGUUUAAAUUUGACAUUUCCAAGUUAUGCGAAGCCGCAUACUUUGUGAUGAUUUUGUUUUAAUAUUUAAUUUAAAACUUGGUUUUCUUUAAUUUAUUCAUAUUUUUGUACAAAUACAAAUGUUUAAAGAUUGUUAAAAUUAAACUUAAACUUUAAUUCAUGCUAAACUUGUUAUCGGUUGACGGUACAAAACACAAGUACAAAUAAAUCGCUUGCAAUGAUGUUAAACACAA